UUAUUAAAAAGUGCUCAAUACUCUGACCAGCCAGUGACAUAAAGUGACACGACCAGCUCAGGUCCGCAAAGUAAAAGGUACAUUUCGGACUCAGUACCCGCGAGAACGGCCGCGUUACUGCACGUGUUUAGACCGGAUUUAAAAAUAUUAGCCCGCCAAAACCAAGUAAACGAACAUUUCGUAAACGGAACGUGGAUAAAAAUAUUUAAAUGUGAUUUUAUUGGAGUUGACGGCCAACGGUGAACUUGGUAGUUCAGUUUAUAAGUAAAUGUAAAUAAAUAAGGUUUUUACAAUUGCGUUAAGGCGUAAACGAGGACAAUACAGAUAACGCACCAAGCUUUUUGUGAUACAUACUGACAUAGUGCGCCGGGGAUUUCAUCAGUCUGUGCUCCGACUAUACGAAGACGGCCGUGCGCCUAGACGGCUCCAAACCUCUCACGGCAUUAUGCAACCGCAGCCGUAAUAGCGCCUCGAACAUACAUUAUAUUGACUUAGCAAGUUGACAUUUCACGCCAAUGCCGCAUUACUGAGAAUGGCAUUGGCGAAUUUUACGCUGGCGUCGGUCGCAACGGCCACACCGGCCCUUGUUGAUACGUCCCCAGUACCUGGCCCCUUAAGGCUCGGUCUAGACGACCUUCUUUACUCUCCAAAGGACCACCAGCCAGACAGUGACCCUCUAGCAGCUGGCAAUGAGCCCUUCGCUCCACCGAUAAACCAACAGCAACGAAGGUCUAAAAUCCGGAAACGUGCUGGCACCGCCUACCUCCCUCCUCCCAACCAGUUCACACAUUAUCCUCGUCACGAAGAAGUUCCGCAAAACCCCUACGCGGGACAGCUUCAUACCCAAAUAUAUCAGCAAAACAGUAGGUUAGACAUACAAAUAGAAAAUCAACGAGUGCAAGAAGUGAAUCCUCAGUACGAUAACACGGGGCAGUAUGUCCACGAUUCGACAGGGGACUAUGAUUACGAGCAAAGGAGAAUAAAUCAGAAAAGUGGUCAGAGGCCGCUUUAUAAUCCAGGCUACUCGGAUGUGCCUUAUCCACCUGCGACGACACCAAGUCCAACAUCUAGUCGAAGGUUCGAGGGUCCCUCGAACCAGAAUGUGAAUAGUUUCAACUUUGUUAAUGGACCUAUUUCAACUCCAGCACCAUUGCAAUCUCGACAGCACAUAAACCCUGGAACAAAAGGCGGCAGCAGUGGUAGCAGCAGUGGCCAGACUCCCUCCGAUCGUCCUCCCGGUUUCACUAAAGUGGAAACUGGAGGAUCCGGUGGUAAAACACAGCUGCACGCCGUUCUCGACUACGACGAUGAAUACUACGACGACGAUACUGGAUCAGAUUCGGGCCAGCCUGCUGUGACGCCGGUUCAAGGGCCGAUUCUGCUCAGAAACGGAUCAGUUCCUGUGGUGCCUCUCACCUCCUACCAGACUGUUAAUAAUGGAUCAUUCUACCAAAUACCAAUCUUAUGGACGGCUCUCUCCGUGGCUCUGGGCUACGAGCUUCAAGGACAGAUCAUCAGAGGCAUGCCAUGCGUUAAGCGGAACUACCAGCUGUAUUGCCCUACGGCUGGCAACACCUAUCCCUUAGAAAAAAUCGAAGAGUUCAUAGACGAGAACAAAGCGCUGAUAAAACGGAUGUACGGGUCGUUCGCUACCCCUGGCGGGAGCCGCGUGCGCCGAGCGCCAGGGGUGCCGGAUAUGCACGCGGGUGAUUCCUACUUCCGUCAUGUCAGGCAGGCGUCCAACACAAAACUGCCUGAUCCGCAGUCGGUUAAUAGUACUGGCCGAGUGGACUCCUGUCAGAGUAAAACUGAGAUCAUGACGCCUUAUUGGGCGCUCAACUCGGCAAGAAAACUACGAGCUAUCGUUAACACAAUGCACUUCGAGCAAGCUAUACACCAGGAGGUUUGCAGCAAAAAAUCAACAGCGCGAUGUUUGGGCGACUGCGGCUGCGAGCAGAAAUACAAAUGGCACCGACUUCUAGCUUACGACCCUAACGACGACUGUGCCGGCAUCUUUAUGGAUUGGUUUCUCUUCCCUUCCUGUUGUGUGUGCCGGUGUAAACCUUAACUACCCAAAACGGUGUACUUUAGAAGUUAGUGUGACUGCAAUUGCGAGAAGUACUAAUAGCAUCGGCUUCUGGCAUACGACCCUAACGACGACUGUGCCGACAUCUUUAUAAAUUGGUUCCUCUUCCCCUCCUGAUGCGUGUGCCGGUGUAAACCUUAACUACCCAAAACGGUGCUGUUCUUGAUAGACUGCAAUUACGAGUAGAAGUACUAAUAGCACCAGCUUCUGGCAUAGGAUCCUAACGACGGUAUAUUUAUAAAUUGGUUCCUCUUCCCAUCUCGCUGUGGGUGCGUAAUCCUUAACUGCCCGAAAAUGUGUAAGGGAGAGGGGGGCAUGACGGGGUACUUAACGUUUCAAGCCCAACAAAACUGAAAAUGAUAUUAUUUUUGUGGUUUUGUUAUUUUUAUUUUUAUCUUUGGUAAUCAGUCUUUCAUAAUCAACACUUACUAGGAAUUCUAGUUAGAUAAUUAAAUAAAAAUAAAAAAGUGGCACAAGGUGCCUCCUCUCCAUCUUGUCCCCUAGGUAGGGUAAGGUGGGGUGAUAGGAAUAAUUCAUAGAUACAGUAUCUUUAGGGACUAAACCAAACUUCAAUUUUUGGCUAUUGGAACCGUCGUCUAAUAACUUCUCACGAACUGUUUUUACUUUUAUUUCUUAAGUCGUCUGAAGGACAGAAAAUGUUUUUGCAGCUAACAUGUACCCCAUCUUCCCGUCUAUAACAGCAUCCACCGCUUUUUUCAUAGUCUCCUCUGACCACUCUCCCCUAUUUAACUUUCUUUUAUACUUUCUCACCAUUCUACAAGAGAAGAAAUAAAUACAUUAAAAUCCGCAAUUCUUCAUCACUUUAAAACUACGGCGGGAAAGAUGUACCCCAUCUUCUGUGCCUAAUGAAAUUUGUUUUUUUUGUUUGUAAAAAAAACCAUUCCGUAUUUGAAACCAAAAAGUCCUUAGCUGUUGCUUGCUGCUGUCCGUGAUUGCUGGUCCAUAGGAAUAAAUUAACACUAUAAUUGUGCUGGUGAUAUUAAGGCAACAAACACAAACCAAGUAAAAGACAAAAAUAACAAGGAAUAUGGCAAAAACUGUUUUUUUUUGCAAAUAAAUAGUUAACGACACCAUUUGUCUAGCCGGUCACUGUGCGAACUGAUUGCCAUGAUGGCGACGCAUCCUCAUGCAAUAACGGGAUUCUGGAUACCCGCCACCCCGUCUUAGCCGUCAGGCCGCCACGCCGUCUUACCGCCACCCCGUCUUGUCCCGCUCUCCCCUACUUGAUGUCAGUCAGAGCAGUUGGCGAAAAUGGAUUGCAUUGAAAAUGUUUGAUUUUCGCUAAAGAAAAUAAAUAUUGUCGACAUUAACACAAGUAAAAAAAAACUGUGUGCGUUAAAUUCUUUGCCUUAAGAUCUUGAAUUCUUAAGAGAGUUACAUUUACUUUUACAUGCACCGUUUUGGAUGCAAGCUAAUAUAUUUAUAAUUAAUAAGUAAGAAACUACGAGCUAGCCGCUAUAAACCUUUACUACAAGUCAAAGUUUAAUAUUUAUAAAUUGAUUGUAAAUAGAUUAUAAAAUAAUGUAUAUACUUAUUUUAAAUUUAAUCGAAAAUGUUGGCUUCCUUUUUAUAUAAUCUGCCAUGGACAUAGAUAGAAAUUAACAUUAGAUUUAAAGAGAAACACUGCCAUUGUACAGUACAUUUUGUAAUAUUUAUUAAGAUAAUUACAUAAAGUUCAAGCCCGAACAUUACACAAAAUUGUAUAUCAUUUUAAGUAAUUUUUGCAAUAUUUCUAAUGUCUAUUGGGAUGAGUUUCUUACUAUUAACAUGCAACAGGCUGUCUUCACGGAAACGCGCUUGCGAAUAUAAUUAUUCAUAUUAUUGUUUCUACAAGAGCGUACUCCCAUUUUAAAUACCGGCAACGCAUUAACAACCCAUCUGGUGUUGCGGGUGUCCAUGGGCGACGGUAAUCGCUUACCAUCAGGGGAUUCUUCUGCUCGAAUUUAAAAAAAGCAAGAAUCCUCUUAAGCCCGAUUUACAUUGAUUUAAGUAAGUUAUUGGCGGUAGUCUACCGCAAAGUAUGACAUAGUGAAAACGGAUUUCAAUUCACACCUCAGGCUGUUUCUUCAUAAGCCGUUGCGAGCUCUCGACGCUUCUGACUUUAUGUAUAUUCGGUUUUAUAAUGGUGUCUAAGUAUUAUUACUUACCUACGCGAUUUAAGCACAGUUUGAUAAUUUUGUGUUGCUGUUUCUGUUCUGGGUUUAUUUAGCACCCGGACUCUCAUUUAAGUAUAUUUGGCCCAGAAGAAACUUGAUGAUUAUAAUGUAAAUUCCAUAAUUUUAGUGAUUGACAAUCAAGUAGAAUUAAAUAUUAAGUAUUCUAAGAUGUAAUAUUAUAAGCAUAAGUACCUACCAAUGCAACGUCCAUAGGAGAAUACUUAGUUUUUGGUUAAUAAAGUGCAAUGAAUA
Molecule: messenger RNA, 4515 nt
Organism: Cydia strobilella
Lineage: Eukaryota; Metazoa; Arthropoda; Insecta; Lepidoptera; Tortricidae
Gene: spz3
Product: protein spaetzle 3
Exons: 7
Coding region: 533-2068 (511 amino acids)
Biological process (GO): central nervous system formation; innate immune response
Cellular component (GO): extracellular region
Molecular function (GO): Toll binding; growth factor activity
Source: RefSeq, a predicted model, not a curated record